ACUAGUGAAAGAAGCAGAAGGAAACUUCGAACCCCAGCUUCCGAUAAGAUUGGGCUCUGAAACAAUUCAAAUUAAAUUCGUGUGUAAACACACACCUUGGUGUACCAGGUGCAGGUGGUGGUUUCAUACGGCCGAUGAAGGCUGCCCGAGAGCUGAGGAGGUUGCCGAAGGGCAAGGAGAGAGCAGAUCACGCCGGAUGGAGCAGGCCGGAUCACGCCCUCGUCAAGUGAUGGAAAGAAGGCAAUCACGCCAAGCGGCUACACAGGAUCACUCAUCUGAUGCCGGCAGAAGAAGUGGAAGUCAAGCUCAGAGCUCAGCCCCGAUCAAAAGACCCCAACCAAGCUUGGCUAACCUCCCAGUGGGAAAUUGGCGCAGCUCUGGUUUACCCAGAACGAGAGGAGAGGCGAGUACUAGCCAGAGAGCUCUAGUGUCGAGAGCAUCCCAGGAAGAGCAACUUCUUCAACCCCGAAGAGGGGCUUUCAAACCUUACUCUUCACAAUGGAGUCACGCAGCAUGGCAUCACCAGACGGGCGGUGCACAAAACCAGGGCCUAAGUUCUCAACCUGCGUUGUUCCGACAAAGCACUGGAGCAGAGGGGGGAGCAGCACGAGGUAAGAUGUAUGUUGAUGACCGAUCGGGGAAAGGACGUGGGUUAACGAUCGGGUCCAAAGAUGAUGCUCGUUUUAGCCAGAGGGAGCAGAGAGUAACUGGAUGUCACCAGAUCAGGGAAGUUACGCAAAUCGAAGUCGUGGAGGAGGAGGAGGGUGAGGAUAGCGACGAUGACAGUGCUGCAGCACAUAGCAGAUCUCAUGCUUCAGGUAUGGAGGAAUCCCCAAAUCGAAUUUCAUCAGGUGUCGAUAGAGGUUUUGGUGAGGACACUCCUUUCGAAGAGCAGAGACUGCUACCGCUCGUCUGCACCUAUCAAAAUGGGGUAGCUUAUGUUAUUGGCCUCGUGGACAGAGACGAUUUCCUUAUUCUUCCAACCACCGCUGUGGAGGGCAUUCUGAUGCAAGCUCCAAUCAUCGACAGAGUCAAGUACCUGUAUGCGGACAAAUUUUAUUUUCGGCUCUUCCCAUACUUUUUGCUUCCAAAGCUUAGGGUGGAGGUCGACGAAGUGAAGAGCGUGAGAUACACGAUUGUGUUCAUUGACGCGCGAUUUCCAGGAAAUUCUUGGCAAGGCAUCUCUUCAGUGGGGCUUGGCUUGUUUCCAUUUGACGCACUGUCUCUGCCUUCGAUUGACUUGCUGGCGAAUGUCUUUGUCGAACACGACGUUUAAGGUUCCUUUUUAGUUGACCUCCAUCCGAACAUGCCGAAAUCAUGGAACCUCAAUUCCCGUCUU
Chara braunii is the source of this 1339-nucleotide messenger RNA. The record is from the annotation of a GenBank genome assembly. Lineage: Eukaryota; Viridiplantae; Streptophyta; Charophyceae; Charales; Characeae.